GACGACUGUGAAAAAGCCCGAAACAACGUCGUCCCUCUCCCUCGCACUGUGUUCCUGCGACUGGUGCUAGCUCCAGCCACUCUCGAGAUUUCUCUAGCAAUGGCGUCUCUGUUCAAGGACCAAAACAAGCUUUCAGCGUACCGAGACAGAAAAUUUCUUGGUACACAAGAGGAAUUUGAACAAGCACUGCUAUCUUCUACCACUGUUUACAUCGGGAAUAUGUCCUUCUACACAACUGAAGAACAAGUCUAUGAGCUUUUCACCAGAGCUGGAGAAAUCAAGAAGAUUAUCAUGGGAUUGGAUAAGAAUAGCAAAACACCUUGUGGCUUCUGUUUUGUUUUAUACUAUUCUAGAGAAGAUACCGAAGAUGCUGUCAAAUAUAUUAGUGGGACAAUUCUUGAUGACCGUCCAAUCCGUGUAGAUUUUGAUUGGGGAUUUCAGGAAGGAAGGCAAUGGGGCCGUGGUCGAAGUGGUGGACAAGUACGAGAUGAAUAUCGCACUGACUAUGAUCCAGGUAGAGGUGGAUAUGGAAAGUUAGUACAGAAAGAGCUUGAAGCACAACGGCAGCUUGUAGACUAUGGUGCUGGUUCAUUGGGCUCCUUCCCACCUGUUAUACCACCUCCUUAUGGAAGGCAUGGUGGAAGCCAGAGUCAAGGCGGAUCAUACCAUUACAGUAGAGAUUACAAUCGGAAACGAAACCGAGAAGAUGACCGUCGUCCAUAUGAAUCUUCAAAGAGAACGUCAGACCAUGAAUCCAGGAGAGACCAAGAUCCUGAUUCUAGACUGGAAAAGAAUCCACGCUUCCGCGAAAGUGGUGACUCUGAUGAGGAGGAGGAGGAUCGUAAAAAACGUGCUUAGCCUGAUCUCCUGUCAUUGACAAUUGGGCGCGAGUAGUGGCAUCUGAAACCUUUAUUAGAGAGGAUCUUGCAAUUGCAAUCUUGAAGCAAUCCUACUAACAUUCUCAUUAUGAUUAGUGAAUGGGGCUAUCUGCUAUUGAUCUCAAGCCACUGUAUCAUGACCUGUAAAAGCGAAGGACCUUGUCGACCCUUUGGCAGUGUUAGAGUAGCUAACGGAAAUGAUGAGCUUGUUAGACAUUGAGGCUUUUUACACAAAAACUGGUUUCUGCAAAUAUUUAACUAGUCACAGUCUUUGCAAUUUACUGCCGCGGGAAUGGCACCAACUUUUUCACGUUCU
This is a messenger RNA of Syzygium oleosum, 1194 nucleotides long. RefSeq names its product nuclear cap-binding protein subunit 2. Gene Ontology annotation, molecular function: RNA cap binding. Gene Ontology annotation, biological process: mRNA cis splicing, via spliceosome. Lineage: Eukaryota; Viridiplantae; Streptophyta; Magnoliopsida; Myrtales; Myrtaceae. The transcript has 9 exons. The record is from RefSeq and is a predicted model, not a curated record. The coding region runs from base 100 to 858 and encodes 252 amino acids. Gene Ontology annotation, cellular component: nuclear cap binding complex.